AGGGUUCCAAGGGAGACUGUGGAGCGACCAGCGGCGGCGGCUGACCAGACGGAAUCGGAGGCGUGGAAGCCGAGACUCGGGAGUCUUGAAGGGAACCCAGUGAUAAAGCCUGCAUAUUUAGCCUUUGACAUCUCAGUGCCUGCAAAAAGCUAAGAUGUGAGGAGUGUCUGAAACAGAAGAAAUAUAUACAGCGACCCUCUUGUGAAGGUGGCAGUCUUGAAUUUAUUCUCAAGGCAGAACUGAAAGUCAGAGUGGAAGCUGCAGAGAAGCACAUUUGGACUCCUUGUAAGGAGAACUUAAUAAUAAUGAAAGCUCUCUAGGAGGGGAAUAGGCUGCCUGCCGAGGAAGUCAGUGUCCCAGUGCUGGCGGUCGAGAGAAAGCUGAAUGCCUGGCCAGGAUAUUCUAGAAGUGAUUUCUACUCAGCUGUCCUAUGACGAUAGCAAGCUUCUGCCUGUUUCCUGCGGUUGUCACCCUGCUCUUCUGUAAACUGUCACCAUGACUUUGACAAAAGGCUCCUUCACCUACUCCAGCGGGGAGGAAUAUCGUGGCGAGUGGAAGGAGGGCCGCAGGCAUGGCAUUGGUCAACUGAUGUUUGCAGAUGGUGGCACCUACCUGGGUCAUUUUGAGAAUGGACUCUUUAAUGGCUUUGGGGUACUGACUUUCUCAGAUGGUUCAAGAUAUGAGGGGGAGUUUGCCCAAGGAAAGUUCAACGGUGUUGGAGUUUUUAUUCGCCAUGACAACAUGACCUUUGAGGGAGAAUUCAAGAGUGGCAGAGUAGAUGGUUUUGGCCUGCUGACUUUCCCUGAUGGUUCUCAUGGAGUUCCUCGAAAUGAAGGUCUGUUUGAGAAUAAUAAGUUGCUACGGCGAGAAAAGUGUUCUGCAGUGAUCCAGCGGGCCCAGAGGGCUUCCGAGUCGGCCCGGAACCUCCCAGUGUGACAGGGGAUGCCAUGGCCCUGCCAGCAGGAGGACUGAGCAGACGAUCGCCUCUGUUCAUUCACUGAGGGUGAAGCAAUGAACCAGACCCAAGAUUCUUUGAGUUACAAACACCAACCAGUUGCCUUCUAACACCUCCCUUUGUCUGCCAAUCAAGAGUUAGGUUGUGAAUUGGGGUCCCUGACAGGUCCUAGUGAACAGGGAGCAGCUGAUUUCAGUUUUGCCUUGGCCCUCCCCCUUGUCUGCUGCUGCUCAGACCAGCUGCCUUUAUCCACGCCCUGGAACUCUCCAUCCCUAAAUCCCUGCAGGGCCCCCAGCCCCGCUGCCUUCUCCAUCCCGGGGCCAUGGUUGCCGGCAGUGUCCUUAGUGCCCCACCUCCUUUGAGAGAGGUGAACCAACAGCCACCCCUCAGCAGUGGCUCAUACCUGGGGCUUCCUUGGGGAGGGAAGAUAAUGGAUCACCUAGGGGACUGGGGAGAAGGCAUGCAACAGGUGUCUAAGAGUCCAGCCUGGAGAUUUUUUCUUAGGUUACCUUCUUUCAUUAUUGUUUGGAAUAUCACGUGAACUGGGCAGUCCUCUUUCUCAGUCCUUGGAUGAUGUAAUGGGUCUUCAUGUGUCCUUGACUUAACAGUGUAACUACAUUACACAAAAAGACUCCAUUUUUACAUCUCAUUUUUAUGUCCCUUCAUUGCUGUUCUGAUAUGGAUAAGAAAGUGAGUGAAAAAAACAACAACCCACUAUCUUAAAAAGCAGAGAACAGGGAUGUCCAGGCCCACUAACAGUGGGUGAAGACCAGAACCGACUUAGUCUUCCUUAAGACUGGAAAGGAACUGGGUCUGCUGGGCUCCUUCUUGUGGACCAUCUGGCCAGACUACAGGCAGCUUUCUGCAAUUGGACAAAGGUGGCCAGUCAGGAAUACACUGAGCUAAUUACUCUUUGAUGGACUAUAUCCAGGUCACCAUAACUUCUUUGUCACCAGCCCUGGACAUUAGGCCUGGAGACGAAAACUACUCAUUAGCAUCAUACCCAGCUCAUUCAGAAACUUUGUUUCCCUCAGACUUGAACACACCAUACUUCAUGUUAUUCUCACAUUGAAUGUUUCAUCUGCAGCAGAUUUUGGUGGAAAUGUUAGCUGUGUGCCUCUUUCAUCUCUGGAUUAUACCGUUGAAAUAAAAGUGUUUAUAAGGAA
Messenger RNA from Antechinus flavipes (yellow-footed antechinus), 2121 nucleotides. It is a transcript of the gene MORN4, whose product is annotated as MORN repeat containing 4. NCBI's taxonomy places the organism in Eukaryota, Metazoa, Chordata, Mammalia, Dasyuromorphia, Dasyuridae. The record is from RefSeq and is a predicted model, not a curated record. Bases 496 to 936 code for a protein of 146 amino acids. The transcript has 7 exons.